AUGGCUUCCCAACACCCUGGUUCAAAACGUAGAUACAUAGAAUCUGACAAUUCACCUGACGAAAAUACCACCAACCGAUCUGACUAUUGGCCACGUUUUUUGAUUAUCGAAGCUUGUGACAAAGAACCAAUAAAACUAAAUCCGUUUGCAAUCUCCAAAGGUAUCGCUGGUGCCUGCGGAAAGGUUACAAAUGUCACCAAGCUUCGAUCCGGUUCUCUCCUUGUGGAAUGUGCACAGAGACAGCAAUCCAUCAAUCUUCUCGGUUUGAAAGAGUUUGUAAAUAUCAAGGUUGCUGUCUCUGAACACAGGACACUGAACUCAUACAAGGGAAUUGUCCGUGACAGGGCUCGCUGCCUGUCCGGCAUGACCGAGGAUGAAAUAGUCAAAGAACUUGUCCAGCAGUCUGUCACAGCUGUUAAACGAUUCACGGUCAAAAAGGAUGGUUUGGUUGUAGAUACCAACACCUAUCUCUUCACUUUCGCCCGUUCGAAGAUUCCACAAUCGAUCAAAGCCGGUUAUUGUAACAUCGGAGUGGAGGUGUAUAUCCCCAAUCCACUCCGGUGCUACACCUGCCAAGCGUUUGGACAUGGAUCCAAGUCCUGCCGUGCCUCUGCUGUCUGUUACCGCUGCGGUGACAAGCAUGAGGCCACUGACUGCAGGAAGGAUGUGAAGUGUUCGAACUGUGGUGGGAGCCAUAUGGCAUCUUCCAAAUCCUGCCCUGUCUGGCAACAUGAAUUACAGAUCAUGAAAAUCAAGACUGAGCAAAACCUCUCCUACUAUGAAGCUAAGAAGAGGGUUGCAGCUGUGACACCUACGUCUGUGACUCCUAAAAAAAAAACUGUAAAAAAUGUUGAGUCUCAGACUCCUAAAGCAACAUCAGAAUCAGAACCAGAACCAGUUAAACUGUCAAACAGGGAAAAGAAAUUAUUGAAAAAGAAGCAGCUGAGAGAACAGCUGCAAACACCAAAGGCCACCUCUCCUUUAGAGGUCCCAGUAGAGGUCCAUAACUCCUUUGGUCCUCUGGACAUGGAGGUAACUCCAUCUCCUCAUGAUACCAAUAGGAGUACCACAAAGUCUUCCUCACGUUCGCGUGACAUUUCUCCCGUGGAAGCACCACCAUGA
Molecule: messenger RNA, 1122 nt
Organism: Haliotis rufescens (red abalone)
Lineage: Eukaryota; Metazoa; Mollusca; Gastropoda; Lepetellida; Haliotidae
Exons: 2
Coding region: 1-1122 (373 amino acids)
Molecular function (GO): nucleic acid binding; zinc ion binding
Source: RefSeq, a predicted model, not a curated record